AUCCAUGAAUUUGCUUGCAACAUGCACUUGUAUGGAUGAUGACAUAUACAAGAUGCUUGAGGAAGGAAUGCAAACAUUGAAGAUUUGUGCUGAAUCCAUGAUGCCUGCCAUGAAGUUUGGCCAGCCUAGCACAAGCAUGGAAGCAUAAUUGAAUCCAACAAGUUCAGAGAGUGAACCACAUUGGGCGAAAGCAUUAAAAGUCAGGACCGAUCCAUUUAAAUCAAGGAUAAGGAGG
This is a messenger RNA of Linum tenue, 235 nucleotides long. NCBI's taxonomy places the organism in Eukaryota, Viridiplantae, Streptophyta, Magnoliopsida, Malpighiales, Linaceae. The record is from the annotation of a GenBank genome assembly.